This is a messenger RNA of Leptosomus discolor (cuckoo roller), 1254 nucleotides long. NCBI's taxonomy places the organism in Eukaryota, Metazoa, Chordata, Aves, Leptosomiformes, Leptosomidae. The record is from RefSeq and is a predicted model, not a curated record.
AUGGUGAAGCUGGAGUUGAGUGGAAGUCCUAUUAGUGGUGAAUUACAUGUAAUAUCAAUAAGGGAAGAGUUCGUAGCAAGUCCGCAGUUUGAGAAAUUGAGCACGUUUCUGACAGUUUGCUUUGUUUUCCUUUUUCAGGAUGCUUCGUCUGCAGACAUUCGGAAAGCAUAUCGAAAGCUUUCGCUGAUUUUACACCCAGACAAGAAUAAAGAUGAAAAUGCAGAAACACAGUUUAGGCAAUUGGUGGCCAUCUAUGAGAUUUUAAAGGAUGAAGAACGGAGGCAGAGGUAUGAUGAUAUUCUGAUCAAUGGACUACCAGAUUGGCGACAGCCUGUAUUCUACUACAGGCGGGUGAGAAAAAUGAGCAAUGCUGAGCUGGCAUUACUCUUGUUCAUUAUACUCACAGUGGGUCAUUAUGCUGUGGUUUGGUCAAUCUACCUGGAAAAACAGCUGGAUGAACUGCUUAGCAGAAAAAAGAGGGAGAAGAAGAAAAAAACAGGCGGCAGGAGUACAGAUGAAGCCAAACUUGCUGCUCUAGACAAAAAUGAAAGAGUACUAGACAAACCGCAGUGGCAUGACUUACUUCCAUGCAAGCUGGGAAUAUGGUUCUGUCUCACUGUGAAAGCUUUACCUCAGCUGUUCCAGGAUGCCAGACAAUUAUAUGUAGAAUAUAAAGAAACAAAAAUGAAGGCGAAAGAAGAUGCCCUGGCUAAGGCUGAACUUGAAACACUUCAGAAGGAGAAGAAGCCUAAAGUCAAGAAACCAAAAUCAGAAUUCCCUGUAUACUCAGUUCUGGAGUUAAGUGCAUAUAUACCAUCAUAUGAUCAUGGAGCUUCAAUUGAAGAGAUCGAGGAACAGAUGGAUGAUUGGUUGGGAGGCAGGAACAGAACACAAAAAAAGAAGGCACCUGAAUGGACAGAGGAGGACCUCAGCCAGCUGACAAGAAGUAUGGUUAAGUUCCCAGGGGGGACCCCAGGUCGAUGGGAAAAGAUUGCUCACGAAUUGGGUCGAUCAGUAGCAGAUGUGAGUUCACUCAGAUUUGCAUUGUGUAAAAUAUUCUUUAUUAAGAAUCCUUUGCAAAAUAUAUUUGGCCACCAUACUUGCACACAUCCAAAAAUAUGAAUGGAGGGUGUAAGUAUUCAACUACAUAAAAAGAGAACUGUAGAGAGGAAGGGGCUUGUGCACAGUAUUAGUUUUAUAGGGCAAGAAGUAAUUACCUCAAAUUUUAUCACAGACUGCGGAGUUAGAGAUUGA